UUUUUUUAGAUUCCACGUGUGAUCGAGAUCAUGAGAUCAAGAAACUGAGUCUGAGAGAGAAAGGACUUUCCCAGAGUUACUCAGCUAGUCAGUGACAGACAACAGUGGAACUUGUGACUGUUUGAACUCCAGAAGGACCAACACCAGAUAAAUUAUGAAUGUUGAACAAGAUGACCUUACAUCCACAGCAGAUAAUGAUAGGUCCUAGGUUUAAUAGAGCCCUAUUUGACCCCCUGCUUGUGGUGCUGCUGGCUCUUCAACUUCUUGUGGUGGCAGGUCUGGUGCGGGCUCAAACGUGCCCUUCUGUGUGCUCCUGCAGCAACCAGUUCAGCAAGGUGAUUUGUGUUCGGAAAAACCUGCGCGAGGUUCCGGAUGGCAUCUCCACCAAUACACGGCUGCUGAACCUCCAUGAGAACCAAAUCCAGAUCAUCAAAGUGAACAGCUUCAAGCACUUGAGGCACCUGGAAAUCCUACAGUUGAGUAGGAACCAUAUUAGAACCAUUGAAAUUGGGGCCUUCAAUGGUCUGGCGAACCUCAACACUCUGGAACUCUUUGACAAUCGUCUUACUACCAUCCCGAAUGGAGCUUUUGUAUAUUUGUCUAAACUGAAGGAGCUUUGGUUGCGAAACAACCCCAUUGAAAGCAUCCCUUCUUAUGCUUUUAACAGAAUCCCUUCUUUGCGUCGACUAGACUUAGGGGAAUUGAAAAGGCUUUCAUACAUCUCAGAAGGUGCCUUUGAAGGUCUGUCCAACUUGAGGUAUUUGAACCUUGCCAUGUGCAACCUCCGAGAAAUCCCUAACCUCACACCGCUCAUAAAAUUAGAUGAGCUAGAUCUUUCUGGGAAUCAUCUGUCUGCCAUCAGGCCUGGCUCUUUCCAGGGGUUGAUGCAUCUUCAAAAACUGUGGAUGAUACAGUCCCAGAUUCAGGUGAUUGAACGGAAUGCCUUUGAUAACCUUCAGUCGCUAGUGGAGAUCAACCUGGCACACAACAAUCUAACAUUACUGCCUCAUGACCUCUUCACACCCUUGCAUCAUCUAGAGCGGAUACACUUACAUCACAACCCUUGGAACUGUAACUGUGACAUACUGUGGCUCAGCUGGUGGAUAAAAGACAUGGCUCCUUCCAAUACAGCUUGUUGUGCCCGAUGUAACACUCCUCCCAAUCUGAAAGGGAGAUACAUUGGGGAGCUCGACCAGAAUUACUUUACAUGCUAUGCCCCAGUGAUUGUGGAGCCACCUGCAGACCUCAAUGUCACUGAAGGCAUGGCAGCUGAGCUGAAAUGUCGGGCCUCCACCUCCCUGACAUCCGUAUCUUGGAUUACUCCAAAUGGAACAGUCAUGACACAUGGGGCAUACAAAGUGCGGAUAGCCGUGCUCAGUGAUGGUACAUUAAAUUUCACCAAUGUAACCGUGCAAGAUACAGGCAUGUACACUUGUAUGGUGAGUAAUUCCGUGGGAAAUACUACUGCUUCAGCCACCCUGAAUGUUACUGCAGCAGCCACUACUCCCUUCUCUUACUUCUCAACCGUCACAGUAGAGACUAUGGAACCUUCUCAGGAUGAGGCACGGACCACAGAUAACAACGUGGGCCCCACUCCAGUGAUUGACUGGGAAACCACCAAUGUGACCACCUCUCUCACGCCACAGAGCACAAGGUCAACGGAAAAGACAUUCACCAUCCCAGUGACUGAUAUAAAUAGUGGGAUCCCAGGAAUUGAUGAGGUCAUGAAGACGACCAAAAUCAUCAUUGGGUGUUUUGUGGCCAUCACACUGAUGGCUGCCGUGAUGCUGGUCAUUUUCUACAAGAUGAGGAAGCAGCACCACCGGCAAAACCAUCAUGCCCCAACAAGGACUGUUGAAAUCAUUAACGUGGAUGAUGAGAUUACAGGGGACACACCCAUGGAAAGCCACCUGCCCAUGCCUGCUAUCGAGCAUGAGCACCUAAAUCACUAUAACUCUUACAAAUCUCCCUUCAACCACACAACAACAGUUAACACAAUAAAUUCAAUACACAGUUCAGUGCAUGAACCGUUAUUGAUCCGAAUGAACUCUAAAGACAAUGUACAAGAGACUCAGAUCUAAAACAUUUACAGAGUUACAUAAAACAAUAAAAAAAAAGACAGUUUAUUAAAAAUGACACAAAUGACUGGGCUAAAUCUACUGUUUCAAAAAAGUGUCUUUACAAAAAAAAACAAAAAAGAAAAGAAGUUUAUUUAUUAAAAAUUCUAUUGUGAUCUAAAGCAGACAAAAUUAUGUGUAUUCCUCAGAACCUGUUUUUGCUGCACUUAAUAUUUUCCCACAUCUCGUCCCUCCCUUCCCUGAUUGCCAUAUUUUUCAUAGGAGAUCUCAAUUCCCUAAAGAACUGGUCUAGGAAAUUUUGUAAGAAUUCUGUUACACUUUGAGAUUUUUAUGGUGAAUUCUAGUGGUGAGAUCCAGUCUAUUUUGUCUCUGGUUUUUUUUUUUCUUUUUUUUUUUUUCCCUCAUGCCCUUACGAAGUAGUCCAAUGGGGAAUGCAAUACUAGAAAUAGAUUUUUAAGAGAGAAUGAGGAAAAAACGCAAGAUCUUAUAUUUUUCAUGUAACAACCUGUUCUGUAUUUAUGAGGACCAUUCUAUGGAAAAGAAAAAAAAAGUUAGAAAACAACAGAUUAAUUUACAUAUGAGCAUCUAUAAAACCCAUGACUUUUAAACAAUUCUAGAACCAGAAUUUGUAGUUCAAAAGCUAAAAAUAAGAUUAUAAAUAAAAUAUUGUUGGUUUUUCUGUACCUGGA
Messenger RNA from Galeopterus variegatus (Sunda flying lemur), 2767 nucleotides. RefSeq names its product leucine rich repeat containing 4C (gene LRRC4C). NCBI's taxonomy places the organism in Eukaryota, Metazoa, Chordata, Mammalia, Dermoptera, Cynocephalidae. Gene Ontology annotation, cellular component: plasma membrane; postsynaptic density membrane; glutamatergic synapse. The record is from RefSeq and is a predicted model, not a curated record. Gene Ontology annotation, biological process: synaptic membrane adhesion; modulation of chemical synaptic transmission; regulation of axonogenesis. The coding region runs from base 159 to 2081 and encodes 640 amino acids. The transcript has 3 exons. Gene Ontology annotation, molecular function: cell-cell adhesion mediator activity.